Messenger RNA from Trichoderma asperellum CBS 433.97, 2426 nucleotides. RefSeq lists its product as uncharacterized. Gene Ontology annotation, molecular function: transmembrane transporter activity. Gene Ontology annotation, cellular component: plasma membrane. The record is from RefSeq and is a predicted model, not a curated record. Gene Ontology annotation, biological process: transmembrane transport. NCBI's taxonomy places the organism in Eukaryota, Fungi, Ascomycota, Sordariomycetes, Hypocreales, Hypocreaceae.
CGGUCAAUUGAUCAUAAACGCUUCACCGUCACGUCAGCUCCUGAUUGAUAAUGCCUGCGUAGCAUCAGCGUCCCCAUCACCAGCGUCACGUUGUCUGUUUCUGCUCCUACGAGUAUAUUAUAUGUCAUCUUCCAUGCUUGCUUAAUCUACGGCGACUCUCCAAUUCUCUUCCUGGCUCCAGGCAUUGGCUGUCAAUCACUCGCUAAUUCCCUUAAAAACACAACUGCCUCAUCUAACCCCAAGCCAAAACACUACCACCACCACCCAAUUCAGCGCCGGCAAUUCGAGAAUCGAUGGCGGAAUUAGACGUAGACACAGCAUCAGCAUCGACCCUCGGGUCCAAUACGGCGGACCGCGAAAAACCUGACGACAGUCCCAGCCCAGAAGGAGACGACGCUGGUUUGGACCUGCAAACCACCCGUUCAAACCGGAGUUCUAUGAGGCAGGUGGGCCGAGUGGUGUCGCAGAACGGCUAUGGCGUGUCGCAUGAGCAGGACAACGAGAAGGCCUUGGGAGCAGGGCAGCCGGAAAAGGACCCGUACGAAGUUGGCUGGGAUGGUGGCGACGACGACCCGUUGAAUCCAAGAAGCUUCCACAAAGCGCGCAAGUGGUUGAUUGUGUUUAUCGUUGCGGCUGGAAGUCUUACCGUAACAUGCGCCAGCUCAAUAUACACGAUGACUUACGUGCAGAUGGAGGCUGAAUUCCACAAUUCCCGCGAGGUUUCCAUCCUGGGCCUCUCCUUCUUCAUCCUUGGCAUCGCCUUCGGCCCCAUGUUUCUCGGCCCCCUCAGCGAGUUCUUCGGCCGCCGCCCCAUCUACCUGGUCUCCUGGACCAUGUACGUGAUCUGGCUGAUACCCCAGACGGUCGCCAAGAACGUGGCGACGAUGAUUGUCACCCGUUUCCUCGACGGCCUGGCGGGGAGCGCCUUUCUGACCGUCUCGGGCGGCACCGUGGGCGACAUGUUUGCCAAAGACGAGCUGCAGCUGCCCAUGGCCGCCUUUACCAUUGCGCCGUUUAUUGGGCCCAGCGUCGGGCCUAUUUUGGGCGGCUUCAUCAACCAGUUCACUUCCUGGCGGUGGACGUACUAUGUGCUCAUCAUCUGGGCCGGCGUCAUGUGGGUUGCUAUAGUCUUGCUCGUGCCUGAGACAUUCCAUGCGAUAUUGCUCAGAAACAAGGCCCGCCAAAUCCGAAAGGAGACGGGCGACGACCGAUGGCUUGCUCCUACAGAAAAAGUGCAAAAGUCGGUCGUCAAAGCCGUGCUCAUCUCCCUGCAGCGCCCCUUUCAGCUGCUCAUGUUCGAGCCCAUAUGCCUCUUCCUCGACAUCUUCUGCGCCAUCCUGCUUGGCAUCCUGUAUGUCUUCUUCGGGGCCUUCUCCAUCGUCUUUGGCACUCACCAUGGCCUGGAGCAAUGGCAAGUCGGCCUGACCUUUGUGGGCCUCGGGCUGGGCAUGAUCAUCGGCAUGCUGACGGACCCGGUGUGGCACCGAAUCCGCAACAGGCUGAUUGAGAAGCUGUCGCAGGAGACUGGCGUGCCGGGCAGCAGCGAGCCCGAGUUUCGGCUGCCGCCAGCCAUCUUGGGGUCCUUCCUGGUGUCUAUUGGCAUCUUCAUGUUCGCGUGGACGUCGUACCCGUCUGUGCACUGGAUCGUGCCCAUCAUUGGAUCGGCCAUAUUUGGAGUAGGAAACAUGCUCGUUUUCUCCGGCAUUUUUACUUUCUUAGUCGACGCAUAUCCUGCGUAUGCCGCCAGUGCCCUGGCUGCCAACACAUUUGUGCGCUGUUCAUUUGCAGGUGUGUUUCCUCUUUUCGGAGCACAAAUGUACCAUAGGCUCGGAGACCAGUGGGCUUCAUCGUUGCUGGCGUUUCUGACCGUGGUCAUGAUACCGUUCCCGUAUAUCUUUUUCAAAUAUGGCAAGAAGAUUAGGAGCAAGAGCCGGUAUGCUAGGUCAUAGGCGACGGAGCAUUUACCUUGGCAUUGCUAUUUUAGAGAACAUCUGGAUAAGGGGUGUGUGGGAGUUAUACGAAUCGAUACACCUUAUUGGAGGGUAAUACAAGCAAACUGGGAAUAAUUAUUGGACAUUUUCUUUGGGCGUAUGGGAUAAAAAGCGAUAUGGAAAGAGAGAAGAGAGAAGAGAGAAGAAGAAGAAGGAGAAGAGAUGCCUUUUUGGGACUUUAGACUAUCGGAUAAUACACCAGGCCUCGGCUGGAAACUCGAGGUUGCAGCAUAGGAUGAGCGAAACUGACGGAUACGACUAUAAUAGACAAUGAAACAGAGUACCAGCAUGGAGCAUUGUAAUAAGAGACCCCCCCAAGAAUGGAAGGAUUUGCAACAUGCAUUAUACCGAACUUCUUUGGACAGGGAUGCGAGUCAACGGAACGGGCGUCUGCAGGGAGUCGUCUCUGCAGGCAGAGUGAAAGCAGAAGCCCAG